Rotaria socialis is the source of this 864-nucleotide messenger RNA. The record is from the annotation of a GenBank genome assembly. Lineage: Eukaryota; Metazoa; Rotifera; Eurotatoria; Philodinida; Philodinidae.
AUGGCAUCCGGACUAGGUCAUGGUAGUAUGUCAUUUACCAUGAAGUUUAUUCGAUUUCUUAUUGUUCUUCUCAAUAUCAUAUUCAUUGUUGUGGGUAUAGCAUUACUGGUAAUUGGGAUUUAUCUUGUUAAAAAUACAAAAAUGCAACAAUUAAGACCAUUAUUUAAUGCGGAUUUGGCAACAACUGAUUCUCAAAAUUUAUCUACUAUUGAAAUAUUGGCUUUUGUAUUCAUUGGUAUUGGUGGUAUUAUAUUAUUAAUUGGAUUUCUAGGAUGUUGUGGAGCAAUAAAAACUUUUCGAUUUUUACAUCUUAUUUAUGCAAUAAUUAUUGGUGGAAUAAUCCUUGCUGAAAUAGGGCUUGUUAUUUAUUUUGCUAUUUAUGAAAAUCGUUUUAAGUCAAACUUUGUUAAUAACCUUAAAGAAUCAAUCGUAUACAAUUAUGUUGGUACACUCAUUGAUAACGUCACAUCCACAAAUCCAAUAUCAAUAUCGUGGGAUUUUCUUCAAUUUAAUUUGCAAUGUUGUGGUGCCAUCAAUAAAACUGAUUAUUUGGAUGCACUACAUUGGAAUAGAACGAAUCCAUAUAAGCGAAAUACGAUUUUAAUCGUUCCUUUUACUUGUUGUCCUUUAAAUACAACAAAAAAUUGGAGUCAACUACCAAAAAAUAUGGCGGAAGCUAGUACAUGUGCAAUAACAGGUGUCAAUUCCUAUUCAGGAGGAUGUUUUGAUGAUUUAGUCGAUUUGUUAAAUUCAUAUAAAAAAUAUAUUAUCAUUGGUCUUAUAGUUGUAGUUGGUAUUGAAAUAUUUGCUUUCGUAUUUGCUAUUUUAUUAUUUCGUCGCAAAGAGGAAUAUUAUGCUUUGUAA